UGGCUACCUAUCUGGCAUUUCUCAAUGAGAUAAAGGUCUGAAACAUUUUGGUUUCAAUAAGAGAAUUAAGAGAGUUCUUAAAACAUCCUACUACACAAUUAUCACAUCGAUGCCAGCUUAACUGUAAAGCCUCUCUCCUCUCUUUAAGGAGGAGCAUCUGGAAUUCUCCGCCAGAGAGCUGCUCUAGUGCUCAUCAUAUUCAAAUGGCAACUAAAGUGGUAUCAAAGUACUAUAAUUAUGUUAUUUGAAAAAUACCUUCAGUGCAUAGUCAAAAGAAAAGUCACACUCCACUUCAUAGUCAAGUUUCUUCCACUGUACAUAACAGACUGGCAGUCUUGUUUUGUGAUAACCAAAAUGGAGGGUGGUUGCUUCUUUUGUUGUGUCUUAUUCUCUGUGGAAAUGUUUUGCCAAUCUUUUAAGGGCUGUGUGAGCCACACUUUAAAGGGGAAAUGUCUUGUUUGCAGGUCAUAGUCCACACAGCAGCAUGCCCAUGCCAAUAUGAUCCCAUCUCUAUUCCUGACAAGUACUUUGCCAACAAGGGAAUAAAUAAUCCAAAGGCAUUCCCACCUCCCUACACACACACAUCUUAUUUGAGAACUGCUGUUUGCCAGAGACAUUGUGCCUUCUGCUAAAAGUCAUUUUUCACCAUGAAAAGGAACCUCCCCCAGAUUCAGCACAGCCUGUAGGUGUUCAUUUCCUUCUUUUCUCUGUUCUGUUAAUUUUGGAACAGUCUUUCUGGGGGGGGGGGGGAGAUAAAAUUCUUGCAGACCAAGAACACAUUGUGUCAAAAACAGAGGAAGCAAAUGGUGUUUGAUGCACUUUCCUAUUGACAAGGACAUAUAUGAGAACCAUUAAGAUGUGAUGGGGGAAGAAUAGUCCCAACUGCUCAGUGUGCAUAUUUGCUUUUCCAGAAGAAUAGUACUUUGAAGCUGUACUAAAUGAAAAGAGUAAGAAAGAAGGAGGGACGUCAGUUGUUAUACAUACAUUAUUGUUUACCACAGGAUUUGACUUUUUGUUGAGGUGGCUGUUGAUUGGUAACUUUCAAGUACUUCAGUUGUGUUUUCAGCUAAUAAGCCACCCACUCAAGCACCCAUGUUAAUUGAAUUGCUUUUAUAAACAAAGACCUGUCAUGGGGAGUGUGUUUCGAAAAGAGAAAGAUGUCCUCCCCCACUCUAAAUUUGACAGAACAGUGCAGCUUCUGUAGCUAAACUAACAUACAUAGCUGCAAGGUCUCUGCUUUAAAAAUAAUGAAAAACAGGAGUAGCAAAUAAGAUUCCAAAAGAAGAUUGUUUCAUAGAAAAGAACAUUAUACAGUAGAUGCUUCUAAGAGCCAUUUCCCCCCAUUUCGAAAAGAUAUGAACCAAACCAUUUGUUCUUUGUAGCAGAGAGAAUGGUUUGGAAACAACUUGCUAUACUUGGACCAUAGAAGCAAAGCAGUCUCUUGCUAUAAUCUCCCCUUAUAGAUACCACCAGGAAACCUUCAAGAAAAACGGGGAUGCAUAAAUACAAUAAAGAAUUGUAGAGAGAAGAGUACAUCCAUGAAUUGAGAAGAGUACAUCCAUGAAUCCAAGAAUUGUAGAGAGAAGAUCCACCCAUUAUGUCAGAGAUAAUAUAGAGGAGGAAGCAUAGUUCAGUGGUAGAUGCCAUUUUGUGAAUCAUUGCAUGUAAAAGGUCACAGGUUCAAUGAUUGACAUUAUCACUAUUAUUAGUAUUAAGCCUUCUCCCUAAAGUGGGUACAGCUCCAUGCCUUAAUCAGUUUGUAUGCUCCAAGAGUGGGAACCAUUCAGUCAACAAGCUGCAUACAGUGCUUGGAGGUGGUUGAUUUGGAAGCCCUCAAGUAUUCCCCAACAACCCCAAACUGCUGUCCAAAAAGAUUUCCACUGAAAAACUGAGGGUUUUUUUUUUAAAUCCAAAAUGGGGACCAAUUUAGCUCCAUCUAUGUUGGGCCCCUCAAAGCAAUCUGAGGGCCCUUCCAGACAGGCCCUAUAUCCCAGGAUCUGAUCCCAGGUGUUCUGCUUUAAACUGGAUUAUAUGAGUCUGUACUGCCAGAUAAUCUGGGAUAAACAGAAAAUCUGGGAUCAGAUCCUGGAAUGUAAGAUAUGUCUGGAAGGACCCUUGGUUUUACUUUAAGAAGUAGCCAAAAAGCACAAAACAUCCUUUGAGUUUGCUAAAAUGGCACCCUCAAUGUGACACUUCAUUUCUAUAGAGUUCAAGGGAUGUCAAAAAUGGCAGCAUGUGGGUCUUUGAGCUCUAUCACAAGAUAUAGAUAACGUGACCUAGAUGGUCCAAUCAACAAAAGGCAGGUUCCUAUACUAAUAUAUUGGAAAGUUUGUUUUGUUUAUUUGUUUGUUCAAAGCAGAGAUCUUCUACCUUCACAAUGUGUUACUAACAAAUAGUAAUACAAUACAUAGUUCUUUUAUUUUAAUUUUUAAAUUAAAAAUAUGGAAAUGUGUCUAAAUUUUCAUCCCAUCUACAUUUUGAAAAAAUGAGUAAAUUAGUACUACCAAAAAACCAAGGGUUUUUCAAAUCAUUGUGUCAUUUCAUAACAGACACCGGUUUAUGCACUAAUUUUCUCAAAAAGGCAACACAUUGUGAAUAAUAUUAUUUUUGUGGUGUUACUUUCAAGCUCUGCUUCAUUGUAUCUGUUCCAGGGUGAGUUUUUAAAAGAUUACUGUCACAUUGCUGAUUAAGAUGUAUCUCCCUUAUAUGAAUCAAAAAGCAAAACCCCAGCUGAUAAGUAGACUGAAUUAUUUGGAAAUUUACUUUGAUAAAUUAAGGCCAAUUUGUAACCACAGGGGAACUGACAGAACAGUGGGUUGCUGGCUGCUAGCCUGACAACCGUAUCAGUGAAGUUUUGCUUUAACGAUAACAACAAUAAGACAUAAGAAAGUAGAGAGAUCCCAAAGGUAGGAUUUAAACAUUUUUCUUUAUUUGCUAAAGAAGAGUCCUAAAACUGCUUAAGCCAAUGAAGCUGCACAUAUGUUAAUGCAGCUCCACUGAUGCAAGCAGUCUCAGAACCACUAUCUAAACUGUGGUAUUUAGAAGAUAAUUCAGUUGAAACAUUAGCUCUUGCCUGAAUAGAUUUUACUCUUAGUUUUCCUUUCAGCACGUUCUGUUUGAGCUCUUUGCCUCUUUUUAUAGCUUAACUACAAUACAGUGAUUUACCAAAAGAAAUGUUCUUCUUUCAGAAAUUACCCCCUUCUAAUUUAAAGAUUUUUUAGAGGAGCUAUAAACAACACUUCCCAGCACUUUCCAUCAUUCAUUAAUUCAUACCUCAAUUUCACAACCAAAAAAUAUGUUCAAACCAGAUUACAUUGAUAAGAUGCCUAUCAAAAAUCUAAAUCUAAAUUAAAUAGAAAGCAGACAUUCAUAAAUGCAAUUUAAAACGCAACAGUGAAAGGAAUAGGCCUAGACCCAAUUAAAAUUCAAUCCAAAACCAGCCUCUAAGAGUUUGCCAGCCCCAGAGUGUUUAAUAGGUAUUUCAGCUGUGUGAAGAAGGUCACAAUAUGAAAGGAUAUUAUAUCUCCAGGUUGUGCUAGUGGAAGUAUUUCAUUACUGGAUGGCCCUGAUAGAUUUGGAUCCUAAUCAGAACUCAGUCAGUCUUAUUUUAGCCCCAGAACAAUGUACCAGACAAAGAUAUGGUUAAAUAUCUGCUGGUGGAAGAACAAAGGUUUCCCUCACUUCCCAAUUGAUUCAGUGAUAGAUAGAUAGCUAGAUAGAUAGAUAAACAAAUUUCAAACAUACUUUUUGUAACAUGCUUUCAUCCAAUCAAGGAUUUCUCUGCCAGUGUGUUGAUAUCCUCAUGCCCUGACAUCUAACAGAGGGCUUCUCCAGACAGGGUAAAUGUAUCUGGAGUUUGUUGGGUUUGUAGCUGCAGUUAGGAGAGGGGAGUUGACUGUCCAAAUGACAUUUUUGUUGGACCUAACCAUUUUCCAGCAAUUCCAGAGAUCUUUAACGUUUUGUUCCUGUAUAAAAGCAUAUGCAUAUACACAAUUACAUUUCCAUUGUCCCAGAUAUUUCAGGGCCAUUUCCAAGCACUGGGUGCAACAUUUUAUUUCUGCACAGAAUAUAUGUGUUUUUUUUUAAAAAAAGAUAAAUAUUUUAACAGUAAAGUUCUACAAUAAGAAAGCAUUUCCCUCCCAGAAAUAUGAAUAUAUCUCUCUGUAGUUCAUUAUCACAAGAGCCAAGGUGGUGCAGUGGGUUAAACCCUUGUGAACUGCUGACCUGAAGGUUGCUGGUUCGAAUCAGCAGGAUGGGCUGAGCUUCCAUCUGUCAUUUCUAACUUUCGGGGACAUGAGAGAAGCCUCCCAGUAGCACACCCUGGGUAACAUCUCUGUAGACUGCUAAUUCUCUCACACCAGAAAUGACUUUCAGUAUGUUCUCAAGUCGCUUCUAACAUGAUAAAAAUGUAUCACAGAAAGAACAAUUGAAAUAUGCAGAUCCUUUUUUUUCAAAUGUGCUAUCAUUUUAAUGUGUAAAUUUGAAAGUUGUGUUUUAAUUAAAAAUAUUUUUUAAUCCAAACACAUUGGCUUUGGAACUGUAUUUCACAUAAAUUGCACGGGAUUCCUUCAGGCUUUCAAACCAGACUUUACAUCCUGUUUCUUCAGUGCUGGCUUAUCAUAAGAGUGUAAUUGUUUUUGUGUGACUUAAAACAGCUUUUAAAUGCUUGUGGUUGCAAAUGUGGCUUGACUAAUGGGUCUGUACUCAACAUUCAUUCUUAUGUAUGUCACUUGAUGAGUUUAUGGUCCUGAAAGUAUAGUUUAAUUAAUUAUGCAUAUUAAUUAAAGAGUAAAUUGCAUUUGUGUACCAAAGGAAUAUAUGAUGGGUUGCUGUGAGUUUUCUGGGCUGUAUGGCCGUGUUCCAGAAGCAUUCUGUCCUAACAUUUCACCCACAUCUAUGACAGCCAUCCUCAGAGGUUGUGAGGUCUGUUGGAAACUAUGCAAAUAGAGUUUACAUAUCAGUGGGAUUUUCAGGGUGGGAGAAAGAACUCUUGUCUGCUUGAGACAAGUAUGAAAGUUGCAAUUGACCACCUUGAUUAGCAUUGAAUGGCCUUGCAGUUUCAUAGCCUGGCUUCUUCCUAUCUGGGGGAAUCCUUUUAUUUAUUUAUUUAUUUCCAGUAUUUAUAUUUUGCCCUUCUCACCCUGAAGGGCACUCAGGGCAGAUCACAUUAUACACACAUAGGGCAAACAUUCAAUGCCCAUAAACACAUCAAACAGAGGCCGAAACAGACAGACGCAGAGGCAAUUUAACCUUCUCCUGAGGGGAUGUUCGAUUCUGGCCACAGGGGGGAACAGCUGCUUCAUCAUCCACUCUGACGGCACUUCCUCAUUCCAGGUCGUAAAUUACUUGCCUCCCCACUUUUUUUAUAAGGGGUACCUUAUUUCCUACUUAAUAGAUGCAACUAUCUUUUGGGUUGCCAGGUCAGCAAUGAGCAGGGGAUAUUUUUUAUUUUUAAUUGACGGGUGCUCACCCCGCCACGGGCUGACCUCGAACUCAUGACCUCAUGGUCAGAGUGAUUUAUUGCAGCUGCUCAACAGCCUGUACCACAGCCCGACCCCGACUCCGAUCCUUUGUUUGAAUUCCCCUGUUUUCAGGGUGUUGUUCUUUAUUUACUGUCCUGAUUUUAGACUUUUUUAAUACCGGUAGCCAGAUUGUGUUCAUUUUCAUGGUUUCCUCCUUUCUGUUUAAAUGUCCACAUGCUUGUGGGUUUCAAUGGCUUCUCUUUAUAGUCUGACAUGGUGGUUGUUAGAGUGGAAUAUUUAGAGUGGAAUAGUAUUUUCACCAUACAUCAUCACAAAAAAUAGCUACGUAAAUCAUUAGACAGUAUUACUUUAUGCUAAGAUAAAUCUUUCAAACACCUUUGGAUGGAACACAAUAGUUCCAUCCAAACAAAUAACUCAUACUUUUUUUUAAAAAAAAAGAGUGUCAAAAAAGCCACCUCACUGGUGCCUGAAGCCAUCACUUUGGAAACCAGAUGUGCAAAAUACAAACCAGUCUAAAAGAAAAGAUUGUGAACCUAAUGCAAACUGACAUCUAAGGUGGAACAGGGAAAAGAGAACAAGUGCAGAACAGGCUGUUUGCAGUUUGGAAGUCUACAUUAUGGUGAAAAAUCAUUUAUUUGGGUACUUAUUCAGUCAUUGUACAUAAUCCUGUGAGAAGCAGGAUGCUCAUCCUCCAACUUUGCCUGAAGCAGGGCAAAGUCUGAUAUGCACUGGAAGUGCAGGAAUGUCAUGAAGACAACUGGGAGACAACUCAGGGUGAAUUUGGGUUUUCAUGCCCAUGUAGACAAGCCCAUGAAGUCUGGAAAUUUGGAUUUCAGAUCCCCACUUGCCCAUGGAAACCUAGUAGAUAACUUUGGGCAAGUAAAACUCUUGUAGCUUCUGAGGAAGGAAAUGGCAGACUUCCUCACAGAAAACCCUGAAAUAGAUUAACCUUAGGGUUGUCACAAGUUGUAAACAAUUUGGCAGUGGACAACAGCAAAUAUAAUUCUGUAUGACUAUAUACUAUGAAUCAAAAAGGCUAGGUAGGAUAUAGCUAAAAAAAAAAAAAGAAAAGAAAGAAAACAAUUCCACUCAGCUCCUUGAGUUCAUUUAUCAUAUUUAGAAAGCUACAAUAAACGUACAAGUCAAAUCACAUAAUACUCAAGAAGUAAUCUUUUGUAUUUUCACAUUUCAUCUAUUGAACAUCUACUGUUGAAUAAAAUCAUAUUUAUCUUGCACUUUGAACUAUAUAUUUCUGUGCUAUGUAAAGCUGCCCCAAACUUCUGCUAAUUGCUCCUUUUGGGGAAGAAAAAUAUGAAUGUUUGAAAAAGAAUUCCUGCAAAGUUACUGAUUUUAAUGGCUUGAUAACCUUCAGAGUAAUCCACUAAAAGUAAUAAAAUUGUAAGACAGAAAUAAAGUGUUUUCAAUGUGUUACAAAAGCGUGUGACUUGCAUAGGAAUUAUUGGGAUAUAAAAAUAUUGAAUUUUGGUUCCAGUAGGUAAACAUGGCAAGACAAAUUAUAGAGAAACUUGGACAAUUUUUCAGAAAAGAGUGAUUUUGAAAUAAAUGUAUUUGAGAUGCAAGUAAACAGCUGCUCACUGUGUAUUAGUCCAGCAUUAUAAUUAUCUUGGCACUCCUGAAUCGAUGGAAUCAAAAUCUCUCUCAUGAAAAGUGAUGACUACAGAACCAUUCUCCCACAAGGAAAGGGGAGAAUGAUUUUGGCAAGGCAAAAUGGACAUCGCUAUAGGGCAGCAUCAGUAUAAUACAUUACAAACUGUGUAAAAACAAUAAACUAGGUCCACUUCAAUAAUAUGAGCCAAACCUAUACACUCUCCCAUUGCCUGCAUCUGCCUGGCAAUGUUGCUUUUCUUGUGUCACUUCAAAAGGGCAAAUCUGUGUGAAAUGUUAUUUGAGUAGGGGGUUUUUUAUUCCACAAUUUUGAAAAAAUACUUUUGGGAUGAUUCUUCAAAUCCAGCAGUCAUUGUACCCUGAGGAUUUUCAAAGGUAAUAAUAAGAAUAACAAGCUUUCCAAGUUCUGUUAUUAUUUUCUAACUAUAAGAGUUGUGCUGAAAACCUGUUAAGAACAUGAAGACAGCAACUAAUACAAGUUUUUAUUUUUUAUUUAUUAUAAAUUGCAUGACAUUGUAAUGAUGAAGAGGAAACACCAGCAGUAUAUCGAACAGUGACUGGGAGCAAAAAUAGAGGGAAGGAGGAGCCUUGAAUAUUCAGACUAUCAUGUUCUUUGGUGGCCCAUUUCAUGUUCUUCCCUCUGACUUCUCUUUUUCGUUUCUGUUGAUGAAUUUGACCUCCAUCUUCCCUCCACAGCUAGAGGCACUCCAGGGCAUAGCUUACUUAGGAGCCCCUCUAGUGGCAUCCCAAAAAUUGUCUGUGUUUUCCUCUUCCAGCUGACCUCAAAGCAAGGUAGUGAUUCAGAAAAGUUCAAAUAUAAAUGGAAUGAAUCCAUUUUAAAAAAAUAGUUUUAUAAAUUCAUUCUGGUUCACACACACUUGACAUCCUUACAGACUGCAGGUUACUAAUUAUUUAGGUAUCACUUGAAGUCUGAUAUGUCUGCAGCUCUGAACAUUUUUUCCUUCCAGCUUUGCAUGAGCAAAAAUACCAGGUUUGAAUAUCAUCAAAUGUACGCUGAAAAUCAGCUUCAAAAUUCAUGUGACUUUUAACAAAUCACACUUUGUCAUGGACUCUGGGGCUCUCUUUUCUAAACACACUUUGUGAGAUCCUUCAUUCUUUUGACAAAAAACCCAAAGAAACCUUUCCUUUGCUUGUUAAUGGAAUUUCACCUACACUGUCUUCUAUAGAUAAGAUAGGAAGGGCGUCCUUGAAAAAUCACUUCUUUGUCUCUCUCCCAUUCUUCGUCUCCCUCCCUCAUGCACACACAAUAAUUCCUGCAUGUAAACUUCCCCCAUAACUGCUUUUCUUCUUAUCAUGAUGUUACAGAGAGUUUUACCUCAUCCAGGCCAUAGCAUAGUGACAUCUGUGUUUUAUAACAUCUCAAGAGCUCAUGUAGCUUGGACUAAAGCUCAUAUUUUUAAGAAUCAUUUUUACAAGGUAGACAAAGAUGGUGGUAGCAGCAAAUACAUUCUUCAAAAAUCUUUACACUGCGUAAACGUAUUAUUUUGACAUGGUUUCCGUCAACUGCUACUACUCAUCAAUGGAAGUAGCAUAUUAUUUUCAGUCUGAAACUUCCAAGUUGUGAGCAACCAGAAGGCUUCCCAUUCCACCCACCUCCAAAAUUAACUAUACAAUGCAACAAUAACACUGAAAGCAAAGCAAUGAAAUUAGACUUUGGGACUACUGGCUUUUGAGAGUAAAAGGGGUUUUUUUCCUGUAUCAGGAGCAACUUGAGAAAAGUUUAUUGGUGGGGAGUGAGCUUCUCUUCUCUUUUCUACCUGAUAGUUAUUUCCAUGCAUGGUUCCCUGCCUCCAAGAGAUUUUCUUCUUGUCAGACUCACUUCCUAUUUCACAAGAAUGUUGAUUAUGCAGCCUCCAAGUGUUGUUGACCUCCAAAUCCCAGGGCCUUAGUCAAGUGUACUAAUGGUGAGAAACAUUAGGAGUGGCAGUCUAACAAAACCUAGAGAGCUGCAUGAUUAACAUCACUGUAUUAUAAUAUUGUUAGGAGAAAAAUCAGAUUUGAUGGUGUGAAGCAGUGAACAGAAACUAGCAGGAGGGUUUAGGACUCCUCACCCCCAGUAUGAGAAUCAAAUAAUACUUUAAAGAGUAACCAUUUGGUUGUGAAAUAUCAGAAAUCCCAUAAUAAUGGAUCUCUCAAUAGGGACCUAAUCACAUUGAGGUCCUUAAGCUGGAGGACAACAGGAACAUCCGUUUGGCAAUGUUGGGCAGAGACGAAAAUGGUGUUAAGUACUCCACAUCACCCCCUUACCCAUCAUAUAGGAGAAACAGUCACUGCCCGGCUUCCCUCCAUGCUGUACCCACCCGUGUUCUCAGAGCUCUGUCCUAGGAUGGAGCCAGGAUGGAGGGAUGUAGCUCUGCAUCAUGUGAUAGGCUCUGGUGGGCUCCAUCCUGGAAACGUCAUAGGGUAGAGCCUAAGUCCCGUGUGAUAAAGUGGUAAGAGUAAUCAAAUGUUCAAGACAGAAGCAGUCAAUCCCAUAGGCACCCACUUAUGUCCAGACCCAUAAAGAAACAAACCCAGUCGUCUUUGUAAAAAUAAAGAGAAGUAGCUUUGCAUGCAAAUUACUCAUGUAUGAUCAAAUUCAUAGUCGAAGGUGGGGAAAAGAACAGAAGGGAUGCAGGUUGAAGUUAUACAGGUGAGGAGGUGCAGUUAAGCAAACAAACAGGAUGCUACCAAACAUGCAAAUUAACUAUAGUGAGUCUUGGGAUGCAAAGAUUGCUCUCGCUAACAGAUUUAACAACUUGCGCUCAAAACUAGAUGCCUGGAAAAUCUAUGAAAAUCUAUAGACAAAUUCAUAAAAUGAUGAAUACAUUCUAAGAAAAAGUGCAGUACAACUCACCAUGGUGGGAAGAACAUUGACUUGGUGAUGCAUUUGCCCCUUUAGUAGACUAUCCAAGGGCUUAUAUAUCUGUAAUAUCAAGGUAUCUGCUGUUGCCUUUACACCAAGCUUGGACUAAAAAAAUACGACAUAUUCAAAUAGUGCACCUUUCUCCAACAGUUCUUUAAAUAAAAGUGUCCUAAAUAAAGUAUGACAUCUUGAUGGUCACAUAAGUUUUUCUCUCAAUGAAAUGGACCAAGCAUGAUAAUAAUGUACAUGUUCCUGCUAGUGAAGUAAGUGGAAGAAGUAACCUAUAGUUAGUUAUCAUCUAAUGGAGAAAAAUGAAAUUGGUAAGGAUGGGAAUCGUGACCCACCAGAUGUUGUUGGGCUGCAUCUCUUAGCAUUUCUCAGCAUUAGUUAUAUAGGACUUGCAGUCCAACACCAUUUAGAAAAGCAUAUGAUUGCCAUUCUGAUAUAUACAAAAACAAAGAUAAUAGCUGCUAGAAUAAAAAGCAAUGCUCACUGGUGUCCUAGAUUAGCUACUUAGUUACAUUUGCUUAUCUAAGUAAUGUCUCCUGGCCCACCUUCCCUCAACUCACCUCAAAUGACAGCUACUGGAUUAGGUGAAAUAGGCCCAUUCUGCUGCUGAUCAGGAUGCAAGAAGAAUGGCUUUUCUACAUCUUUCUUGCCAUGUUGCAGCAACUUGUCAGAGGUCCUGUUUUUGGUUGUUUCAGCCUUGUUCACUGUUCCAAGGAGCACAGAAACAUCUUCCACUGUCCUAAUCAGAGGCUGAAAGGAUCUCCCUAUCCAAUCCAGUGGAGCCCUUAGUAGCGCAAUGGGUUAAACCCUUGUGCCAGGGAGAGCGGGUGAGCUUCCUCUGUCAGCUCCAGCUCCCCAUGCGGGGACAUGAGAGAAGCCUCCCACAAGGAUAGUAAAACAUCAAAUAUCCAGGUAUCCCCUGGCCAACACCGUUACAGAUGGCCAAUUCUCUCAUAUCAGAAGCGACUUGCAGUUUCUCAAGUCAUUCCUGACACAGAAAAAAAAUCCAAUCCAGCAGCUGGCCCUUAAGCUGAGUUAGGGAGGCUUUAUCAUAGGUAAACAGCAAGACUACAGGUCUUGCAGAGUACAGAUCAGUUAUAAGUCCAUACCUUUAGGGUAUGAAUAUGUAACUGCAAUAUAUCGGCCUACAUUUUAAUGACUUUUAUCAUGAAUAUAUCUUAAGCAUGCCCACACAUACCACAAAACUAGUUUUAAUAUACUUAAUUAUCUGUGUAACCUUCGGUAAUAUUGCUUUAUUACAUACCACUUUUUAGAAUCAAACUUACUUGCAGAACAUUUUAAAACAAUCACAGUUUCAAUUUUCUAUAGCCAUCAGAUUAUGACAUGCAAGUGCAAUGCUUUGUUAAUUAAAAUGGUAUCAUAUCUAUUCCAGCAGGUGAUAUAUGUAGAAUCUAUGCAAUUCAAAUAUAAUCACUGAUGUGAUGAAAACACAGGUUUUAAACUGCUUAACUCUGUUCUUUAAAAAAAAUGAACUUCAUUUGAAUUACAGUAUCAUUUAGUACAGUUUUAAAAGGUCAGCAUGUCACUACAACAGGGCAAAGUUUAACAGCAUGGUCAAAAUAUUCUCUUUUUUCUUUCUAAAAAGAAGUCAUUUUUAAUAGAUAAAAAUCUUCAUUUGUGUGUAAAGAUUACAAUUUCAAAUUAAGCCACUAUCCUGUGUUACUAUAGAAACCCCCAUUUGUGACAUGUUUGCAGGCAAAAAGUCAAAUGAUGCAUUUUAAUGAGGGAUAGAAAGAAUAUUAGCUUCUCUGGAGUUUUUUUAAAAUAAGCAUUUCUUAAUGAUCUGGGAACAGCAAGCUAAUUAAAAAUUCUGGAAAAUGGACAUUAAAUCCUGAAAUGACACACGUCAUGUUAAUUUUAAACAGUAGUCUCCACAUUACAGAUUAUGCAUUAGGUACUGCGGGAGGUUGACAGAUUGAGAAACAUGUUUCCAUGGAGAUAUAUGCUGCUUUGCUGGUAUUCCCUACAGAAAGUAAAGGGUUCCUUUGCCCUCUUCUCAGUUAGACAAAUUAGCUAUAUAUAGCAAAAGAUAUUAGAAAGCCGAAAACAGCAGUCUGGUUGGGGGGGUGGGGGAGGCAGAGCAAAAGACAUUUAUGAGUUGAAAGCAGCUCUGCAUAACAGAGCUGCUUGCAGUGAUGAAGAAGGGAAAAACGCGUAUAUCAUUUAUUUAUAAGCAUUUCUUCCUUCUUGAAUGAAAGGCAGUGCUGGAAAAAGGCCGUGUUUUCUGAAAGGGUGCUGCAGCUGACAUGAGUUUAUUCUGCAUGAACUGGUUUAUAGCUGGAAGGGAAGCUGAGAGCUAAGAACCUCUCAGACGGCAAAAGAAACAAUAGAAUUGCCUGUGACCAAAAUUGUCUGUGGCAACCACCCAUUGAGCUCCCCAUGCAAUUUAUCCCCAACCUUGAAUUCCCUCAUUUAGUAGCAUUCUGAAUCAAAGGACUCCAGUAAGCUCAGGUUGCAGUUAUUCUUAUGAAGGACUAAUGCUGUUUCCUCCCAACUUUGUUAUACGCCUGUGAGAUAUGGACCAUCUACAGAUGUCACACUCAACUCCUGGAACAAUUCCAUCAGUGUUGCCUCCAAAAAAUCCUGCAAAUCUCUUGGGAAGACAGGUGGACAAAUGUCAGCAUGCUGGAAGAAACAAAGACCACCAGCAUUGAAGACCACCAGCAUCCUAUGCCAUCAACUCCGCUGAACUAGCCACGUUGUCCAAAUGCCUGAUCACCAUCCCCCAAAGCAGUUAAUAUACUUCCAACUCAAGAGUGGAAAACGGAAUGCUAGUGGACAGGAAAAGAGAUUUAAACAUGGGCUUAAAGCUAGCCUUAAAAACUGUGGCAUAGACACCAAGAACAGGAAAAGUCUUGCCCUUGAGUGCUCUGACUGGAAGUCAAUUGUAACCAGUAGUGCUGUGGAAUUUGAAGAGGUAUGAAUGGAGAGUGAAAGGGAAAAUGUGCCAAGAGGAAGGGGCCUCAGGCCAACCCUGACCAGGAUCACCUUCCACCUGGAAACCUAUGCCCUCACUGUAGAAGAACAUGUGGGUCAAGAAUAGGGCUCCACAUUCACCUACGUAUCCACCACCAAGACACUACACUUGGAAAGCCAUCAUACGGGGACAACUAGGGGUCGCCCAACUAAUGUGCUGGAAGGAGACUCAAUGGAGCAGGACGUGGAGAGCCCUGUUACAAUUCAUCCACCAAAGUUGCCAAAACAAGCCAGAGAAGAUCUGCCAAAGCAUUUAAACAAAGAAUGUACCAAGAGAAGAAUCCAGAGGUACGUUAGGAAGGAUGGAAAGUGCAACGUUCACCAUGGAAAUGUAAGAGAGACUUAUCGUUACCUGACUGAUAUCUUCACUACCUUGGUUGACCUCAAGUGGAGAUUCAACCUUUUUAUAUUUGUCAUGGUUUACACUGUGACUUGGCUGUUCUUUGGAUUCAUCUGGUGGUUAAUUGCAUACAUCCGAGGAGAUAUGGAGCACAUAGGAGAUAAGAAAUGGACCCCUUGUGUCAGUAACCUCAAUGGGUUUGUCUCAGCCUUUUUAUUCUCCAUAGAGACAGAAACUACAAUUGGAUAUGGCUAUCGGGUCAUCACAGACAAAUGUCCUGAAGGGAUUAUCCUGCUUUUAGUUCAGUCUGUUCUAGGAUCUAUAGUUAAUGCCUUCAUGGUUGGCUGUAUGUUUGUAAAAAUUUCUCAACCCAAGAAGAGGGCAGAAACUUUGGUGUUUUCUACCAAUGCUGUCAUUUCCAUGCGAGAUGGAAAGCUAUGCCUGAUGUUCCGCGUUGGGGAUCUUAGGAAUUCACACAUUGUGGAAGCAUCAAUACGAGCCAAGUUGAUCAAGUCUAAACAGACAAAGGAGGGAGAAUUUAUACCACUUAAUCAGACAGAUAUCAAUGUGGGUUAUUAUACAGGGGACGAUCGCCUGUUUUUGGUUUCACCACUGAUCAUCAGCCAUGAAAUAAACCAACAGAGUCCUUUCUGGGAGAUUUCCAAAGCCCAAUUGCCCAAAGAAGAAUUAGAAAUAGUUGUAAUCCUAGAAGGAAUGGUGGAAGCAACAGGAAUGACAUGCCAAGCCCGAAGUUCUUAUGUUACCAGUGAGAUCUUGUGGGGUUAUCGGUUCACACCUGUCCUCACCUUAGAGGAUGGAUUUUAUGAAGUUGACUACAACAAUUUUCAUGAAACCUAUGAGACCAACACACCACCUUAUAGUGCCAAAGAACUGGCAGAGAAGGCCAGUAAAGCAGAGUUGCCCCUCACGUGGUCUGUGUCCAGUCAAUUAGACCAGCAUGCCGAAGUGGAUCCUGAGGAGGAGCCCAAAAGCCAAGAAGAGCAAACAGAAAGAAAUGGUGAUGUGGCCAAUUUAGAGAAUGAGUCCAAAGUUUAAAACUUACGAGGGGACAGAAAACAGCAAAUCUUUCUUUAAAAGGAGAAAAAAGGACUAAAGGUCUGCCUGCCCAAAAGAUAAGCAAACGUUUUGGCUAAAGCUGCAAUAUCCUUUAUUUUACCAUAUAUACUCUUAUUAUUAUUCUCUCUUUCACCUGGAAAAAAACUCAAGUGUUCUUGUAUGCAGGCAUAUGGUUUAGAGUUUGUUUUUAAGACUAAGAGCAGAAGUUUAUUAUUCUGGGCCAAAAACAAAUGGAGUGACUGUAAUUAAUGUCCAUUUCCCAAGCUUUAACUUCAGCUUUUUAUAUAUUCCUCCAAGACAGUUUUGAAUGAGAUGCCUGCAUUGCAGCUUUAAAACCCAAGAUGAAGAGAAAUCUUUGCAGUUCAAUGCGAUACUGUACAUAUAUAUGCCUUAUGUAAUUUCUUUUUUCUUUAAGUUUAGUAAUAAACCCAGCAUGUACAAAAGUACUGUAGUAAAGGACCUCUAAAUAAUGUAUAUAUCUCUUUAAUUAAUGUAAGUUUAGACCUAUAAUUAGAAAAUAAUAGGAUGCAAAAAAAUGAAACACACCAUGAAGGUAUUUCUGUUCUAAUACCAGUUUAUAAGAGUUUGUUUUGCACCCUGCUAUAACUGCCCUGUUUAAUGCAUGUCAACUUCCUCAUUGUACCAGACUGGCAGCUGUUUAGAGUACCUCAAUGUUUUCUUAAGCGAUGAUUUAGCUAACUCUAAAAGCCAUAGGUCUGGGGGCUGAGGGCAACGAAAUUACAACGCGAUUCCUGAUAUACUGUGAUACUGUUUACAAAAUGAUCCUGUUCUUCGUCAUGUUACAUGGUGAAACCAUUUAUGGUUAUUUGGGCUGUACAGUUAGAAUGUUAACUGUGGCUGAUUCUUGUCAAAUGCAAGGAUUUAUUUGUAUGGCAUUUGUCUGUAAGAGGUGUGUGAGUGUGUAUGUUGAGCUAUUACCCUCUAAGUGCAAUACCUUGGGAAACUCUUUGGUUUUCAAAACCAUUGGGUAAAAAAACCCUGUGUAGAUAGAUAGAUAGGUAGGUAGGUAGGUAGAUAUGAAGAUAGAUAACCUAUAUAAGCCAUGGAAAUUUUUGAAUGUUAAACAUCAUUCAGAAGAGAACAUAACCAGCUGAUGUUCUAACUGAAAGAAAACCAUUGAAUUUCAGCUGAACUACAUUAUCAUAAUAGUUGCUUCAUAUGGCUUGAAGACUCUCCCAAAGAGCUGCACCCUUGGGCAAGCCUUAGAAAGAGCAAUCCUUAGACAGAAAUCUCUCAUGAGAUAUCAGCAUGUCAGCCUCUUACACAUGUAGUUUCUGUGAUGUCAGUGAGCACAAUUUGUAGUCCUCAUUCUGCCAUCUUUACUUAUAAUGAGUAGUGCCUUAAGUGCUUUCCAAUGUCACAUUCUCCCAGCAGUUGGCAGCUGCCAAUGGGUAGACACUACAUCUAGACUCUAUGCCACAUCUGUAUCCAUAUUGGCACCAUGUUCAGCAUGUACAAUCUAAACCUUCCAUUGGAUCAAACUGACUAAUUAAUCCCGGCCACUGAACCUAUAAAUCAGGGAGGGAGAACUGAUGACCCUCCAAAUAUUCCAAAUAUUGCUGGCCUGUAACCAUUGGUUAUACCAACAAAUGUUGAUGGGAGUUGCAGUCCAAGAACAUCUGGAGGACCAUAUAUUCCCCACUCCUGCUGUAAGGAAUGAUAACCAACAUUAAAUAGUCAUCCUAAUAAUUAUUAGAUUUUAGUCACCACAGACAAAAAAUCCAUUGCUCUUAAACUUCUUUCCAUUCAUCACUUGAUAUUCUUUCAGGAUAAUGUAUGUUUGAGUCAGGAUAGUUUAUUAGUUUUAUCACCAUACUAGAGCUCUGGAGAACAAGGUUCAAACUUUUGCUCAACCAUGGGAACCCAUUAGGUGAUCUUGGCCAAGUCAAACUCUCUCAGCCCCAGAGGAAAUUAAAGGCAAACCCGCUCCAAAAAAAAUCUUGCCAAGCAAACUCUAAGGAUCACCAUAGGGUUGACCUGAAGGUACCCAACAGUAACUUUGUAUGUUUGCAAAGAUUUUACUCCUACACAUUUUCAAUGCAAUUUGGCAAGGAGAUGUACUCACUCAGUUAGCCUCUCUCACCAAUGGAAUGGGAUCUAUCAGCAAAACAAAGAGGGGCUGGUCCUAUUUCCUCUCUAGUAUUUCAGUCUUAAAAUCUGCUCUGGAAAUUUCCCCAGCCUCCAGAGUAGAAUUGAGGAGCAUGUAGAACUGCAGCAGGAAGGACUAAAGAUGAAAAGUACUCUUUCAUGAUGCUGAAUCUCUCCCAAAAGACUUAAACAAAUGCAUAGCAGCUUAUCCAUAUAUUCAUGGAUAUAACAACCUACAAACAUAUUACCAGAUUAAAAGACCUCUCAACAUAUCUGCAUGUGUUAAUUAAAUAACGUCACAUCCCUUCUUUUCAAGUUCAUUAUUACUGUGCUACUGUAGCCCUCACCAUCCUAAAUAAAUAUGCAGUACCAGUAAUAUCAUGUACCAACAUCAACUGCCUGGUUUCCAACAGGUUUGUUUUCAAUGUAAUAUUUAUAGCUUCCUUUUCAAUCUUAACCCACAUGGGCAAAUACAUUAUGGCAGGAGAUAAUCUGGAUGAACAAGAGCAUUUGAAUGAUAUUAGAUAAGUGUGUUACAUCAAUAUAUAUUCACAGGCAUGUCAGGUUGGAUUGAUAUUUUCCAUUAUGUCAGGGAUGUUGUUUAACUAUAGCUUCCAUGCGGGAAGGCUGAUGGGAGUUGCAUUGUAACAAUAUCACAGAGUACAUAAAAUCUCCCAUGUGCAUUAUGUGCAUUAUGCCACACAUUGAUGUUAAUCUAAUUUACGCCAUUGAUAUCUUGCUUUCACUACCAGCAGUCAUUGAUCUAUCUACUUGUCUAUCUGUAUUGCCAAAUAUCUUUUCACAGUAAUGUAAUGAUGCAUCUGCUGAUGACUAUGUCAGUUGAUGGUAUAAAGACACAUGAGCCCGACUUGGUGCAUUAUCACAAAAUGUUUAUAUCUGUGCAGUGCAACAUAACACAACGUUACCCUGGCUGGUUUAGGAAGUCUAUGAUUUGAAAUGUGCUAGCCUUUUGUAAGGUUCUCUUCUCCCAGAUGUGCUGUGGUCCGUCUUCCAAAGAAAAGCACCAAGACACACGCGGGUAGAUUCCAACAAGUUUUUAUUGUACCGAAUGCCAGAACCUUCUUUUGGCCCACAUAUAUAGGGGCUCCCACAUACCAGAGGGUAAUUGAUGUUUUAUGGCCGGCCUGCUUUAUGGCUGGCAUCUGUUCCUGAGAAACAAAACAAAAAAAACUAGAAGAGUUUAUUUUGUUGUUGUUAAAAAUAGGAAAUGACUCCCAAGGGACCCACAUUAUAUUAUUUCUGGAAAUCUCUCUCAAUAGAAGUAAAGUAGACCAAGUGAACUUGAAAGCAUUUAUCCUAAAGUAGAUGCACUGAAUUUGGUAGUAAUCAGAGUAAAUUACUGCUCAGUCAGAGUAAUGGUGGCAGAAAAAGGACUACUGUGUAAGCAAAAGACAAUUAUAACUCCAUGUAGUGCAAAUGCCCAUUCACACCAAGUGUUUUCCUUACAAGAGGAAAACAAACUAGUACAGCCUUAAUUUCGUGUUUAUGCCUGCCUAAUCUGGAAAUAAAAAAGUAGAUUGAGAAGAAUUUAAAGUAUUUUUUGUAUAAAAGCAUAUAAAAUCAUAUUUUAAAAGAUAUAACUCAGGAGAAACCUAGUAGGCAGGUAGAAAUUUUGCACUGUGAUAGAUCCUUCACAUUAAUUUCAUCUGUAUGCUGAUUUUUGCUGAGUAGAAUUCCAGUUAUUUCAUGGAAUGAUGAUUAAUCUAUGAUUUACAAUCCUUAGAAGUGCUCACGUCUAGGCUACAUUGUUUUACCACUGAGCUGGAUUUAAAAACCAGCUACACUCAUCCUUACUGGAAAUGGGGAAACGAAUUUCCUUUCUCAGUCGUUUUCACAAAGAAAAUAUGGCUUUAACUACCAUGGCAGUUCCCCAAGGGGUGUUUUGGCAUCUUUAUAUACCGCAUUGGCACACUUCACCAUAACAGUAUAGAAAUUGCUACUUCCUUUCAUUCUUCACUUUUGAAAUAAAACUGUUUUUCGUUGUAUAUAUUGUUAAUAUGUAACUGGAUGCCCUUUGUAUGCUGUCAUGGUGUCUGGUAAUGCUGACUAAUUACUUAUGUCCAUGUAGCUCACCCUGACCUCAGUACAAUUCUAGUAGCACUUGGUCAUGUACAACUUGUAGCCCUCAAUGAGGAUGUAUACAGGUUGAGCAUCUCUUACCUGGAAUUCCAAAAUACUCCAAAAUCCAAAACUGUCCACAUGAGUGUCUGAGAUAGUGACACCUGUACUUUCUGAUGGUUACUUUGUUUCAUGAACAAUAUUAUUAGAAAUAUUGUGUAUAAAUUUACUUUCUGGCUGUGCGUAUAAGGUGUAUAUGAAACAAAAAUGAAUUUCAUGUUUUGAUUUGGAUACCAUAUCAAAGGUAUUUCACUAUGUACCUACCCUGUUUCUCCCAAAACAAGACAGGGUCUUAUAUUAAGUUUUGCUCCAAAAGAUGCAUUAGGGCUUGUUUUCAGGGGCUGUCUUAUUUUACCAAAUUGACUUUUUAAAUACGUAAACUAUAUCUAGGGCCUAUUUUUAAAAUAGGGCUUAUAUUUCGAGCAUCCUCAGAAACGCUGAAAAAUCACGAUAGGUCUUAUUUUCGGAGUAGGUCUUAUUUUGGGGAAAACAGGGUAUAUAUAAAUACAAAAUGCAAAAAAUCCAAAACAUUUCUGGUUCCAGACAUUUCAGAUAAAGGAUUCUCAACCUGUUCUCCCAUUUGACAUGUCUGUGUCAGACUCAGUGAGGACUGGAGAAGCAUCCCAAUCACAUCUAUAUCAGCUAUGCAUGUGGCUCUGCCUUGCUGAAUUGGGACACCCAUCACUAAAGCUGUGCUUAGGGGCACCAGGAGUUUGCAUGGCAGACAAUGUUAUUGAGUGCAUUUACAGAAAAUGACGUGUUGUAGCCACGGCCACAUACCACGCUGCAAAGAGCAGAGGCAGGGAGCAGAAAAGAGGGGGGGACUGCAUAGGAGCAAAAUGAGGGCAAUUCCCCUGCCCAUGAAAUUUUCCUUCAGUCCCCAGAUUUCUAGCAUUUGCAAAGAAUGAAACAUUGGAAAUCAAAGAAUGCUCAUAUUUGCUGUACUCACAUUCCCUUGGCUGCUGUACCUUUCCCUUUUCUUUGGGUAUCUGAAUUGUAUUUCUAAACCCUCCGAUCCAAAUUUUGGUUAAUGCAAUGCUAGAUAUAAAGGGAACUGAAAGGGAAAAUCAUUUGGAGUGCAAAUUUCUAAUGCCCUCACCCCCCGCCCCAAACCUUACUUUUUGGCUAUACAUCUGACAGAAGAAAGCAUUUUGCUCUUUUCUUAUACAAUACUAACCCAUAAUGAUUUAGGAACAAAAUCUUGGAAUAUCAUAUUUUUCCCAGAGCUUGUUACAAUGUUACUCAUAGCCCGCCACUUUUUUAUUUAUUUAUUUCAGUUAUGAGCAGCAGAAAUAUCAUUGAUUUGCAUAAUGAGUUACAGUUGCUCUUUAUUUUGGAUUUUACUUUUGGGGGCAAUUUUGAAUCCUCCUGCCACUAUUUUUUCUAAAAAAGUUUUUAAUAUAAUCUUAUUAAGGUGGGUGCUUUUUCUUGUUAUUCUCCAGUAAUUCUAACACGCAAGACAUUCCUAAGUCAAACUGACAUCAAUUGAGUAACAUAUUUUUUUUAAUAAUGUUUCCUAGCUCUGUUUUUAGAUAGAUUAUCAUCCACUGCUUCAAGAACUGAAAGGAAAGUGUCUCCUUUCAAAUGUCAUAGUAGCAGCCAGCUAAGCACAUAUGAGAAGUCUCAGGGGAAGGAUAAGAUGUGGAAGUAAGGGGGAAAGUUGUAGAAAGUUCUCGAUUGGGUGUCACUAGCUUGCUGCACUAUUGAAAAUGCAUGAGAAAGUGAAGGAGCCCUCCACACACACAUACAGAAAGUCUUAUGUGAGGUCAUCAUGUUUUUACUCUUGUAAUAUGGGGGAAGGGGCAUUUUUCUAUGAAGGAUCUUGGUAAGUUUGUUAUGGUUUAUUUUUUUAAAGGGUUACCUAUGUCCUGUGCAAGUGGAGCUUCAGACCCUUUUCAGCUGUUUGUGUGCCCUUUUAGCACAGAAAAAGAAGCCGCGUCCUUCUGACACACAUGCAUGUGUAAGCUGUAACAUUGUGAGUGAGACAGAAAGCUUAAAGUCUCUCUUGAAUUGUUUUUGUUAUUAACAAUGAAGCAUCUGAUGUAAAGUUUAUGGAAUCACAUUUUUUGUAAUAUAAACUUAAAAGACCCAAAGCUUCUGAUGCUUUCAGUAGGGAAGCUUUGUCAACAUUUUGUACUAAGAAUGUCCCACACACUUCUAUUUUUCUACAAUGACUGAUUAAGGCAUUUAACAAUGUAUUUUGUGCCAGUUAUUUCCACUGAAAUGUUGAAAAACAGAGAAGAUUGGAAUGAUGUUAAUUAACAAUGGAUUUUCAAAGCUGAUCAACAAUGAGUAGCGUUUUUCAUUCAUUUCUUAAAUGCACUGUGAACUGACAAUGUAUUAUAAUGAACAUAUUCUAUUAUUUAUGAAAGUAGUUAUAUUUUGCACUUUGACCUCUCAUUCAUAACCCAAGUAGCUUAUAACUUUGAUUAAAGCAAUAUAGUUGGCCCUCCAUACCCACAGAUCAUUCAUCCAUGGAUUCAAGUAUCUAUGGCUUGAAAAUACCCCUCCCCCCCCAAAAAAAAUACCCCAAAAAAGCAUUUUAUAGAAGGGCUACCAUUUUAACAUGUUUUCAAAGGCUUUCAUGGCUGGAAUCACUGGGUUGCUGUGAGUUUUCUGGGCUGUAUGGCCAUGUUCCAGAAGCAUUGUCUCGUGACAACCUCUGACAGUCCUUACAACCUCUGAGGAUGCCUGACAUAGAUGUGGCUGAAACAGCAGGUGAGAAUACUUCUGGAACAUGGCCAUACAGCCCAGAUAACUCACAGUAACCCAGCUACCAUUUUUCUUUGCCAUUGUAUAAAAUGGGACUUAUGCAUGUUGGUAUCCAAGGGGGUCCUGGAACCAAAUCCCAGCAGAUACCAAGAGCCCGCUGUAGCUAUAAAACAAUAAGCAAACCAUUCAAGCUUUGGAAAAAAGAAACAUCAGCCAGAUAUGCAAAACACAGACCUGGAUGAAACUAAAACACCUCAAUGGUAUGGCUGGGCAGAGAGGAGGCGUGUUAGCCUUUAUGUUAUUAAACACUAGAGACAGAUGAACUUCUGACCAUUUCUGAAAUCUUACUACUGUAAUUUCAUUGUGGGGCUUAGACAAAUUAUUUUUUGAACUACACAUCUCAGAAUCUUUUAUCCAAUACCCACGUAGGGUGGAGAUUUCUAGGAGGUAUAAGUCCCCUUUAGGGAAGAUAAAGCUGGGUAUAAAUAAGUGUUGUUGUUGUUGUUGUUGUUACCAUUUAUCAUCUGCAAAAACCACCCUAUUUGGAUCUGCACACAUUAUUCGCCGAUACAGCAGAUAGUCCUAGACACUUGGGAAGUGUCCAACAUGUGAUCCAAUACAACAGCCAGCAUGGUGAUGUUUUUUGCUGUGUAUUAAUUUUGUUGUGUAUCAAAUAAUAAUAAGCAAGAAUUUUCCCACAUUAAUUUUAAUUGAGAUGACCACACUAAAGGUAAACAACCUGUACACUGCUUGUAUUAAAAGCACUAAGGAAUUCCCAAGGAACUCUGACUUCAGGUUAGACAUGCAUGGGAUUCUACAGCAUACAACUGACAUUUUUAGAAACACAAAUAUAUCUUUUUUCUUGCAACUGCUCAACAUGAAUCAAUAUCCCAUUGAAAUUCCUAUGUAAUUAUUUCCUGUGAGUGUAUUUCAUUUCUGCUUUGGAUAUCUGGCUUGAAAUCAUCUUGCACAAUUUUUAAAGCAAAAGGGCAAUCCAUAGAAAUACAAAAUGUAAUCGAUCAAGCCUGAUGCUAUACUUCUUGUCACCAGUGCUUCAUAUAGGCCCUUUGUAGAGAAACACAUAAAGGCAUGCUUAUAGCUUCUUUUGUGUGUGCAGGUUUUCAUCAUUUUAAUGGCCCACUUGGAAUGAAAGCAUUGCAAGUUAUUAUUGAUUUUGAUGGGCAUAUUAUUUCAUUCAUUCAUUUCCUUGUGUAGAUGAAGGAAAUUAAUAUAUUUAAUCAAAAUCAAGAACUUGGAAAGCUUUCAUUAUUUACAUAAAGCUCAACAAGCAUAAGAGUAGUACCAAUAGUGUAGAUUGAGCACCCUUAUCUGGAAUUUCAAAAUCCAAAAACUUCCAAAAUCUAAAGUCAUCCAUUUUCCAAAAUUUGAAAAAAAAAAAUCUAAAUACAAAACACUUCUGAACCCAAGCAUUUUGGAUAGUUAUGACACUCUUCUUAAUACUAAGUAAUUACUUCAAUUCUUAGCACCAUUAUUUGGUUCAUGUAUGUUGCAAAUAUUCAAACCUAUUGAUAACACACCUGCUUUAAUCUUUUCACUAGAUCAUGAAGCUAAUUACAUGUGUCAUGUUACUCCUGGCCUUACAUCUCUGCAAACUCAGAAUUUUUCUCUAUAGAUCUGGAAAACCUCCUAGAAGGUUUGCUGGUGCCCUCUACAAACAAAAAUUAGUACUACAAGAACUGUCAAUUUUGGAUUUCCACUCAGGCUGACAAUAUUGAGGCUGACUAAAGUUCUUACCUGAAGAUCUUGUUGUUGAUGUCUUCUAACAUGCAGUUCUUGUUGCUGACAUUUGAAAUGACAAAAUCUUCUCUUCAUUAAAGUGCAAGGUUGGCCUGGAGGAGGGAUAUACAUUUCUCACUGGUAUUGCUUUCCUUUUUAAAGACUGCUCACAAUCUACCAGAAAAUUGACCCAGUGGUCCUAUGUCUCCCAUUCAUUUUCAUGGACCAAAGAAGGGGGUCUGUGACUCUCCAGCUAUUGAUUCUGUUAACCACAACCAACAAAAUUUGUGGUCAGGGAUUAUGGGAGGUAUAAUCCAGUAAUAUGAGGAGGACUUCACAAGUUCCCCAACCCUACCACAAAUCAUGCAUUGAAAAGUGUCUUCACAACCUGAAUCUUUUGCCCCUCAUUUUUUAUUGAGGUUUAUGAAAGGUUGUGAUUUGGAAAGGAUGUCAUUUCUGUUCAUUGCUAUAAUUAAAAUUCAAACCAUGUGGAUGUCUCAUACUGUCAUCCCACACAUAAAAUAUUCAGAUUGGGAAACAAACAAGCAAGUGUCUUUGUUGUUGAGUUUAAAUUAUUCUGUUAAUACUCCUGGAAUACCACAUAAAAUUCUUUAUACAGAAGAUAUGUUAAGCUGCCUUUAUUUUGCAGAACGAAUGUCUUUCUCAUUUUACAAGCUUAAGUGGGACAGUGCACUACGUUUCUGUAUCCCUUUGGAUAUGUUGACUUAAUUCAUAGCCUACAACAGCAUGGAAUUUGCAUUCUGACAAUAUAUCAACAUCUGAUGGAGGGGCAAACUAAUUUCUUACAUGAGGGAAAAGACAUCUUGUCACAUUGAUGACUCUGCUAUAAAAAAUGAAAAAAGA
Messenger RNA from Anolis carolinensis (green anole), 23959 nucleotides. It is a transcript of the gene kcnj6, whose product is annotated as potassium inwardly rectifying channel subfamily J member 6. The transcript is spliced from 3 exons. The record is from RefSeq and is a predicted model, not a curated record. Gene Ontology annotation, cellular component: plasma membrane. Gene Ontology annotation, biological process: regulation of monoatomic ion transmembrane transport; potassium ion import across plasma membrane. The coding region runs from base 13154 to 14377 and encodes 407 amino acids. NCBI's taxonomy places the organism in Eukaryota, Metazoa, Chordata, Lepidosauria, Squamata, Anolidae. Gene Ontology annotation, molecular function: G-protein activated inward rectifier potassium channel activity.